Molecule: messenger RNA, 1456 nt
Organism: Cajanus cajan (pigeon pea)
Lineage: Eukaryota; Viridiplantae; Streptophyta; Magnoliopsida; Fabales; Fabaceae
Gene: AFO
Product: Plant-specific transcription factor YABBY family protein
Biological process (GO): fruit development; regulation of leaf development; multicellular organism development
Cellular component (GO): nucleus
Source: RefSeq, a predicted model, not a curated record
GUCCAAGACUCUAAUUCAAAACUAUGCUUGCAAUAAGCGGCACACAAAAAAUUACAAAUUUUGUGAAAGCGUCUUAAUAAAUAAACAGAAAAUAUGUUGCAACUGUAAAAUUGUGAGUUUAAUGGUAAAGCAUUGCAAGAACACUAAUUAACAAUAUUAUAGCUGCAGAAAAAAAAUAUGGAGCUAGAGAGAAAUAUUAUAUAGUAAGAGGAGAUGAAAAUGGAGAGAGAAGGAAAAGACUUUCUAGGUGUAUUCGAUCCUUUAAUACUUAAGUGGCAUCUCUUCACCCUGUCUCUCUUUUCUCUUUCUUUGUUUGUUUUUCUCUCCCUAGCCAGCUCCUUAACAGUAACUCAACAAUCAAGAUUCAAGAGGAUCAGAUCCAUAGGAAGUUUAUCUGUCCAUCACCAAAACCGCGACUGAUCAGUCAAUCCCAUCAAUCAAAUCAAAUCAUCAGAAAGCAAACCAAAGGCAAAGCAAAGAAAAGGGAAUCAACAAAAAGAGGAACAACAUGUCAUCCUCAUCCACUUCCUUUUCACCGGACCAACACCUCUCUCCCUCCGACCAGCUCUGCUAUGUUCAUUGCAACUUCUGUGACACUGUCCUCGCGGUGAGUGUUCCUUGCACCAGUUUGUUCAAGACUGUCACUGUGAGAUGUGGUCAUUGCACCAACCUUCUCUCAGUCAACAUGCGUGGACUGCUUCUUCCUGCUACCAAUCAGCUUCACCUUGGCCACUCCUUCUUCACUCCUCAAAAUCUUCUGGAGGAGAUUCGAAAUGCACCUUCAACAAACAUGAUGAUGAACCAGCUGCCAAACCCUAAUAAUUUGGUCAUGAGCACCAUGAGAGGAGGGCCUGAAGAAACCCCUAAGCCUCCAUCAGCUAAUAGACCUCCAGAGAAGAGACAGAGAGUUCCAUCUGCUUACAACCGCUUCAUCAAGGAUGAGAUCCAACGUAUCAAAGCUGGGAAUCCUGAUAUAAGCCACAGAGAGGCUUUUAGUGCAGCUGCAAAGAAUUGGGCCCAUUUUCCACACAUUCAUUUCGGACUUAUGCCUGAUCAUCAACCCGUGAAGAAAGCUAAUGUUCGUCAGGAAGCAGAGGACGUGCUUAUGAAAGAUGGGUUUUUCGCACCCACUAAUGUAGGCGUCUCUCCCUACUAGAGGUGUUUAUUGAAGGGCUUUGAGUGUUACUCAUAUGUCUCUAAUUAAGUAGCUGUACCAGGACUUUGUCUUAUGCAUAUUAAUGUUGUGCCCUUGUGUUAGUACUUCUUAGUAUUAAAAAGUUGUUAGUUUAUGUUACAAGCAAUGGUGGGAGGGGAUUCUGUCGAAGCUAGCAGAUUAGUUCUUCUGAAAAUGAAGAUGGUUUAUUUUCUGUUGAACUGGUCCCAGAAUGAAUAUGGGUGAAUUUGGAAUGUAGAAAGCUAAAGUUACAAUAUUUUUAAGUGUUUUUUUGUAUUCUAA